UUCGGUUGUGUGGUUGCUCCAUGUGCUUUGUGAAGUGCCAGUCCGGUCGAGUCGCGCCUCUCACCACCCAGAUAUUUAGUUCCCGUAUUACCAACAGAUCAUGUAUAUAUGAAUGAUAUGGUAUUGCACUACCACGCAAUAUUUAGUGCCCAUAGCCAUAUCCACAUCUAUCCAAGAAGUACCGGCAAUGAGUCUGCGGCUCCUGUAGUUGACGGACGUUUCACAACCCUGGCAGCUCGCAGAAACCAACGACGAGAGAGGUGCAGACGUCAUGCUUCAUAUCGCCGACCAAAUGACAGCUUGCAUCAUCAGGAGGUGGCAAAUGCACCCACCGCAUGUGCAUUGCAGCGUGUUCCAUGUGGUCCUAAUAAUAAUGGCAACUCUCUGCCACGGUGCGAUCUCCCUUCGCGGAUCCAGGGCCCCCUACUGGCACAAAUCAGUCACUACCUAGGUAGGGAAUUCGAAGGGCAUGAUUCACAAAAAGAUCGCCACUUUCAUGUUAUACUACACAGCAAUCAAAAGGGUAUUAGGAUAUACACAACAUUCUCCGCGACUAGGCGCAGCAGUCCUGCCACUAGCCUAUAUGGAAACCACCACCAACAAACAGCGCCACUUGUACAAAUGUGCAAGUACGGUCAAGUCUCAGCCGGUACUCCCGUUUUCCUGUCCGUCCAUGCUCCCUCUUCCUGUACCACUGCGGGGCUCCACUGGCCGUACCCGAAAAUCCGGCUCUGCGGAACACACAAGACCAGGUGAGGUUGACCAUUCUCUCUGGCCUCAAAGCUCCCGUGCAUCUGGGCUGGCUUACUCUGAUCCGACGUACGCGAGGCCCAGACCUGAGCUCAGAACAGCGCUCACCCAGACGGCUGCAUAGGUAGCAGCGCCUGUCGAUGCGAUGCC
Molecule: messenger RNA, 900 nt
Organism: Emericellopsis atlantica
Lineage: Eukaryota; Fungi; Ascomycota; Sordariomycetes; Hypocreales; Bionectriaceae
Exons: 1
Coding region: 109-756 (215 amino acids)
Source: RefSeq, a predicted model, not a curated record